Diabrotica virgifera virgifera (western corn rootworm) is the source of this 666-nucleotide messenger RNA. RefSeq names its product U6 snRNA-associated Sm-like protein LSm5. Lineage: Eukaryota; Metazoa; Arthropoda; Insecta; Coleoptera; Chrysomelidae. Gene Ontology annotation, cellular component: U6 snRNP; U4/U6 x U5 tri-snRNP complex; Lsm1-7-Pat1 complex. Bases 289 to 558 code for a protein of 89 amino acids. Gene Ontology annotation, biological process: mRNA splicing, via spliceosome. Gene Ontology annotation, molecular function: RNA binding. The transcript is spliced from 3 exons. The record is from RefSeq and is a predicted model, not a curated record.
CACUAACGAGGCACAUUUUGUUUAAGUGAUUUGGGUUAAAUCUUAAUAAUUUGAGGUCUAGAAUAUACAACUCAGAGAUUGGACAAUCUUAAUGAAUCACCCUGUAUAUUAUUAUAAUCCAGUCACGUAAGACUGGAUGUCAACAAAGUACAGAUCAUAAAAAAAAGAAAAAGAAGAAAAUGCCGGUCAACAAGUCAAAAGUCAACAUAACCUCAACCUCAACCUCAACCAUAACCAUAAUAUUUUUGUUCAUCAUCAUUGUUAUAAUUAAAUUUUAAUAAAUUCAAAAUGAGUACUAUGCCAGUGACUUCUUCAACACUUCUACCAUUGGAAUUGGUAGAUAAAUGUAUUGGUUCAAGAAUUCAUAUAAUCAUGAAAAAUGAUAAGGAAAUUGUUGGCACAUUAUUAGGGUUUGAUGAUUUUGUAAAUAUGUUGCUGGAUGAUGUUACAGAGUAUGAAAAUACACCAGAAGGGAGGCGUAUAACAAAACUGGAUGAAAUUUUGCUCAAUGGAAAUAACAUAACAAUGCUUGUACCUGGAGGAGAUAUGCCAGAAUAACAUAAUGAACACAUUCCUUAGAUCUCCCACCACUAUAAUUUUAAGUUAAUUUGAAUACAAAAUUUGUAAAGAAUAAAUAAUUUUUUAAUAAAUAUAAGAUCAAGAAUA